AUGGCGUGGCUAAGGACGGCGAUGAACAAAGCUGCCGAAGUACGCGGCAGGUCCAGUUUAAGGGCCGCUGUUCGCUCACAUGGCGGUAAUGUCGUCUCCGGGGACGCCAAGAAGGUGCAAGACCGCGGUGGAGCUCAGAACAUGAAAAACUAUAAGGAGGCAAUUAGAAAGCUCGAAGAAGUUUCAGUUUCUUCUAAUGGGGAAGAAAGAGUUCAGUUGCUAAGAAGAUGGUUAGAAGAACUAAGAAAAAUUGAAAGAUUGAAUGCAGGUUCAGCUGAGAAUGAUGAGAAAAAUGCAGAGAAACCUCAUACAUCAAGUGAUGAGAAUGAUUCUCUUCAAAAAUCAGAUAUUGUCCUAUAUUCUGAUCCAGAUCUUGGUGUAUCACCAGUGAAUUUCCGUGAUGUUUUUCUUCAUAGUCUGGCUCUUGAAGGCAUGACAAUGUCUAUGAUUCUUGGAGCACCAAAUGAGGAAGAAAUAUCGCUACUACACGAGCUAUUUAGGCUGUGUCUCACAAGAGGGGAGGAAGUCCAUGAUGUAACUGUAAAAAGGAUCCUAGAUUUGUCAAAAGCUUUCUCAGUUUAUGAUGACGAAGUGCUGGCAAAGAGGAGAGAAUUGCUUCAAUUUGCUCAAGAUGCAAUUGCUGGGCUGAAAGUAAAUGCUGAUAUAUUGAGAAUAGAUUCUGAAGUCUCAGAAAUACAUCAAAAAUUGAAAAGAAUAGAACGUCAAGAAUUUUCAAUUGAGAGUGAUGGAAGUUCUUUGGAUGCAACAAGCGAUAGAACAUUGGAGGUUAUAAAAGAAUCUGUUUCCCCCAUUCGACUUUGCUGCAGGCUGGAGUCACUUUUACUAAAAAAGAGAUUGUUGAACAACGGGGAUACACCAGAGGCUCAUGCUCGCAAAGUUGAUAAAUUAAAAGUUUUAUCAGAAUCUCUUCUUAGCUCAGCAUCUAAAACCGAAAAGCGGAUAUCAGAUCAUAGGCAACAGAAAGAAGAGGCCCUUCAUUUUCGUGUAGCCAAAACUAGUGAAAUCAGCCAAAUCGAGAAGGAUUUGGAGGCUGAAAUUAGUGUGCUCGAACAGGAGAGAGACAAACUUGAAGCUGAGUUGAAGAAGGUUAAAAGCUCGUUGGCUGUUGCAACCAUUCAACUUCAAAAUGCCAGGGAAGAAAGGGAACAGUUUGAUGAUGCUAGUAAUGAGCUUCUUGUACACUUCAAGGCAAAGGAGGAUGAACUCACAAAAGCAAUUGUGUCUUAUAAAGCAGAAGCAGAUACUUGCAGUGCAUUUGUCAAUUUCCUUGAAGCUACUUGGGCUUUCCAGUCCUCUUUUAUGGAGCAAAAGGAGAAGGUGGUCAAUGAUGAAUUGGAGAUUCAUGAAGAAUACUUUGUAAAUACGGCUAGGAGUCUUUUAUCUGCUUACAAGGAUGCACUGGAACCUGCCAUCACCAAUUUGAAGAAACAUAUGAAGAACUUGCAAAGGUAUGAGAAAUCAGUUGACCCAGAUGAUGAAUUUUUGCAAGAUAUUGAGCUAAGAAAACGCCUUGAGCAGGCAUAUCUGGCGGCAGAAGACAAGAUUAUUACAAUCUUUGAUGCAGUGGAGAGUGUUAGAGAGCAGUUUUACAGUGCAAUUGAUAAUUAUUCUAGGAAAGAUGUUGAACCAGUUAAUGAGUUAUGUGAUGCUAUUGAAAAUAUCAAAAAUGGCUUUCAAUCCCUAGCAAGACCAACUUUGAGAAGCGAUAAGCCAACCCAGGGAGAACAGGCGUCAUCAAAGGAAAGCCCUCGUAAAGCUUCAUCUCCCAAGCGUGCACUGGCAGUAGAUUUAAAAUCCAUUUUUGGGCAGAAAUUGGUAGCACGAUCUCCAAAAAACAAACCAUAUAUACCUUUAGGUGGCAGUUGCGAAAACUCUCCACAUCUGAAUGAUGAUACCAAGCCAGUAGAAAGAGAGCUAGAGAAGGAACAAGUAAGGGGGGAUGAAAAUUCAUCGCACCCCAAUAAAGAACCAUCAACAUUGGCCUCAGAAAGUGAGAGAGAAAAUAUAGAACACUCCACAUUAGAUGUUGGUGGGAACUGUGAUAAAAACAAAACAGAUGAGGGUAAAUUGCUCCAGCCUUCUGCCAGUGUGAAAGAAAGGUCAUUAGGCGUUGAUAAAGCACUAGUGGACUUGAACAAAGAUCUCGAGAAAGAAAGUAGGGAGCAGUUAGCCGUGGACAAUGGCCGGAACAUGGACAUAACAGAAAGCCAAGAAAGCAAUAUGGGUCGAGUUUCUACGAGUGAGGACGAAAAGUUUCUAGAACCUACCCAAGAUUUAGGAGAAAAAGAAUCUGUAAACCCUGAGACAACAGAAUCUGAACAAGGGAAGACGUCCCAGCUUUCUUCAAGUAAUGGUGAAAGGUCAUUAGACCCUGAUAAUGGGAUGCCUAUUUUGCCAAAAGAAUCAACAGAAGUCAGUGGGAACACCAAAGAACAAGAAAUAUCCCAGAGUUCUUCCACAAGCGAGAGUGACAAGUUAACAGACUCUGAUGACGAACCAGAAAAAUCAGUUUAGGAGUUGAAAAAGAUGAGCAACCAGAUAAGUUAGUGGCUGGGAAUUCGAUGAACUUGAACAGCUUAAUCAGCGAUUUGCCCAAAAAGUAGGCCAUAAUAGCCCUGGUAAGGGUGCUGAUUUUGACACUAACAGAGAAAGGCAAAGCUUGUGAAUCACAUAGAGAUG
Molecule: messenger RNA, 2700 nt
Organism: Cynara cardunculus var. scolymus (artichoke)
Lineage: Eukaryota; Viridiplantae; Streptophyta; Magnoliopsida; Asterales; Asteraceae
Product: protein MLP1 homolog
Exons: 19
Coding region: 1-2535 (844 amino acids)
Source: RefSeq, a predicted model, not a curated record